AUGGGGUGCGUUCAGGGCAAGUACACUUCGACCUACUCACCGCCUCAGGGACUAGAGAAGCUGAAACAAGAACAUGGUUACGUUAGGAGAGGGAAUGAAGUGCGGAGAUUGUCAGGGAAAAGUAGUAAUAGAAUUAUGGUGGCUAGACGUGAAGGGAAAGAUAAAAAUGUUGGUAUGGUUAAUGGGGCUGAUGGAGGUGGCGAAAAGGCGGUUACUAGGGAAGGGGAGAUGGCUAGGAAUAAUGGUGCUAAUGGAAAUGUUUCGCAAAGAAAUGUGUCAAACAAGAUCGGAGGUGAUGAGCUUGUUGAUGGGUGGCCUAAGUGGCUGGUUGAUAAUAUUCCUAGAGAGGUUUUGGCUGGUUUGGUUCCAAGGAGUGCUGAUGCCUAUGACAAACUUGCCAAGGUGGGGCAAGGAACCUAUAGCAAUGUGUACAAAGCUCGAGACAGGGACACCGGAAAGAUUGUCGCUUUGAAGAAGGUCCGUUUCAACACUUCAGAGCCUGAGAGUGUCAAAUUUAUGGCAAGAGAGAUUAUGAUACUGCAGAAGCUAAAUCAUCCGAAUAUAAUCAGCCUUGAAGGGCUAGCCACUUCAAGGAUGCAGUACAGUCUUUAUCUGGUUUUCGAUUUCAUGCAGUCAGACUUAACCAAAGUUAUCUCCCGUCCAGGCGAGAGGCUCACUGAACCCAAGAUCAAGUGUUAUAUGCAACAGCUGCUUUCAGGUCUCCAGCAUUGUCAUGAAAGAGGAAUCUUGCACCGAGACAUUAAGGGUUCCAACCUGUUGAUUGACAGGAAUGGGGUGCUAAAAAUUGCAGAUUUUGGCCUUUCCAAUUCUUUUAUUCCUAAACCAAAACGCCCCCUUACUAGCCGGGUUGUAACACUUUGGUACAGAGCUCCAGAGCUACUAUUAGGUUCUACAGACUAUGGUGUUGGGAUUGAUCUCUGGAGUGCAGGAUGCCUGUUAGCUGAGAUGUUUGUUGGAAGGCCAAUUAUGCCUGGGAGGACAGAGGUUGAGCAGCUUCAUCGAAUUUUUAAGCUUUGUGGCUCACCCUCAGAGGACUAUUGGAAAAAGAUGAAGCUACCAGCAAGCUUCCGGCCUCCGCAGCAUUACAAGCCUGGAUAUCAAGAAGCAUUUGGAGACUUCCCUGGUACUUCAUUUGGUCUCCUGACAGUGCUUCUUGCUCUGGACCCAUUACAUCGUGGCACUGCUGCUUCUGCUCUUCAAAGUGAAUUCUUCUCUACAAGUCCAUUGGCAUGUGACCUUUCUGGUCUACCAGUAAUAUACAAAGAGGAGGAUGAGCCAUAUAAAACCAAAAAUCGGAAGAAGCGCAUAACUUCGAAAGCAACGCAAUCUUCUAGAAAGAAACAUGGAGGUCAUGAGACAAAGGACCUAAUGAGAGAACCAAAGAAAGAUGAUACUGAAUCUUCCAGAGAGGAGAAGCCAAAUGUGUAUGAAGCAUGUACUAGUGCAAGCAGCACUUCUUCUAGUGUGAAGCCAAUCAAGGAUGAAGAGAACCUACGUCGAUCGCUUUCUCCUAUUCUGCGUUCCAAGUCAGAAAUAGGUCCGAGGACUGAUGGUCAUCCUAAUGCUACUCAGAACAUUCAGAAUUUCACUCUUUUGCAAGCUUCUAUAACAGAUAUCAUGAACAACAAACUUGGCAACCCUCAAUACCGCAGGUCUAUCUCUACAUUGGAUUCCCGAACACUUGAUCCAGGGAAGAUAUCAAAACUCUUUGGUGUGGAAUAA
Molecule: messenger RNA, 1743 nt
Organism: Theobroma umbraticum
Lineage: Eukaryota; Viridiplantae; Streptophyta; Magnoliopsida; Malvales; Malvaceae
Product: putative serine/threonine-protein kinase At1g54610
Biological process (GO): positive regulation of transcription elongation by RNA polymerase II; protein phosphorylation
Cellular component (GO): nucleus; cyclin-dependent protein kinase holoenzyme complex
Molecular function (GO): ATP binding; RNA polymerase II CTD heptapeptide repeat kinase activity
Source: RefSeq, a predicted model, not a curated record